This is a messenger RNA of Gekko japonicus, 1174 nucleotides long. It is a transcript of the gene SAE1, whose product is annotated as SUMO1 activating enzyme subunit 1. Gene Ontology annotation, cellular component: cytoplasm; SUMO activating enzyme complex. Bases 1 to 954 code for a protein of 317 amino acids. The record is from RefSeq and is a predicted model, not a curated record. Gene Ontology annotation, molecular function: SUMO activating enzyme activity. NCBI's taxonomy places the organism in Eukaryota, Metazoa, Chordata, Lepidosauria, Squamata, Gekkonidae. The transcript is spliced from 9 exons. Gene Ontology annotation, biological process: protein sumoylation.
AUGUCGGGUUGCCUGCGGGCCUCUCGGGUGCUGCUGGUGGGCAUGAAAGGCCUGGGAGCGGAAGUGGCCAAGAACCUCAUCCUGGCGGGGGUCAAGGCCCUGACCGUGCUCGAUCAUCAGCAGGUGUCGCCAGAAGAUACCCAGACGCAGUUCCUGAUCCCCUUGGGCUCUGCGGGCAAGAACAGGGCCGAGGCCUCCCUGGAGCGGGCUCGGGACCUGAACCCCAUGGUGGACGUGAAAGCAGACCAGGAGAACGUGGAACAGAAGCCGGAGGAGUUCUUCACCCAUUUUGACGUGGUCUGUCUGACAUGCUGCUCCCAGGAAGUCCUGAUGAAGGUUGACCAAAUCUGUCACAAAAAUGGCAUCAAAUUCUUCGCAGGCGACGUCUUUGGCUACCACGGUUACACGUUUGCCGACCUGGGUGAACACGACUUUGUGGAAGAGAAGACCAAACCGGCCAGAGCCAGCCAGCCGGUGGAGGACGGGCCAGACGCCAAGAAGGCCAAGCUGGACCUCGUGGAGACCACCAUGGUGAAGAAGCGCAUGGCUUUCUGCCCCUGGGAGGAGGCGUUCGGCCUCAGCGGGAGCACCGAGAAGGACCAGGGCACCCUGAAGCCCACCGCCCCGGACUACUUCCUGCUGCAAGUACUCCUGAAAUUCCGGUCAGAAAAGGGUCGGGACCCUUCGCCUCAGGGCUACGCCGAAGACGCAGAGACGCUCCUGCAGACGCGCACAGGUGUGCUGGAGUCCCUGGGCGUCGGCACUGACCUGCUCCCUGACGACUUUGCCAGCUGCUGCUUCUCGGAAAUGGCCUCCGUCUGUGCUGUGGUCGGAGGGGUGCUGGGGCAGGAGAUCGUCAAGGCUCUGUCGCAGCGGGACGCCCCCCUCAACAACUUCUUCUUCUUCGAUGGCAUGAAGGGCAGCGGGGUUGUGGAGCGCCUGGCCCCCAGCUGACAUCCACACGCACACACACACCCCUCUGGUCUGCACGGAGUGGCUCCCUGCAGGGGCCCCCCUCGCUCCGCCUGCCUGCAGCCCCUCCCUCCCCUGGGGAGGGGGUGGGGGUGGCAGAGGGCCUGGCGGGCUUGCCGGGGCUGAGCCACCAGGGCCCCCCCCCCCCUUGGGCAGGUUGUCUCUUUCGUCCCAGUUCCCCAAUAAACUCUGGCCUUUUUGU